Molecule: messenger RNA, 1624 nt
Organism: Aspergillus ibericus CBS 121593
Lineage: Eukaryota; Fungi; Ascomycota; Eurotiomycetes; Eurotiales; Aspergillaceae
Product: WD40 repeat domain-containing protein
Exons: 4
Coding region: 98-1429 (443 amino acids)
Molecular function (GO): protein binding
Source: RefSeq, a predicted model, not a curated record
UUGGAAUUUCUCGAUCUCUCUCGUAACCCCUCAGGUCCUCGUCCGACACCACAGGCCCUGGGUCGCUCCUCACAGUUCAUACACCACGACCACCACCAUGACCAAGAUAUUGACCUCCAGCCAAGCUGAGGAACUGCACAAGUCGAUAAUCGCCUACCUAUCAUCAAUAAAUGCCACGCGGAGUUGUGAGGCGCUGCGGGAGGAACUUCAGGUGGACAAUAGUUUCGACGAUGCGCUGUGCCGAAAAUAUGAGGGGCUGUUAGAAAAGAAAUGGACGGGCAUUGCUCGCCUGCAGAAGAAGAUCUUGGAUCUAGAAUCUAAACUCGCUGGUCUACAAACUGAGCUCGAUACUAUAUCACCUACGGCCCGGUCCACUGGGAAAGACCCGACAAAUUGGCUCCCCGCGUCCCCCCGACAUACCUUCGAAUCGCAUCGAGACGCUGUCACAUGCGUCGCAUUCCACCCUAUUUUCACCUCCCUCGCCUCCGGUUCCGAAGAUUGCACGAUCAAAAUAUGGGAUUGGGAACUCGGCGAACUGGAACGGACGCUCAAGGGCCAUAUGCGGCCGGUCUCCGAUCUCGAUUUCGGCGGCCAAAAGGGUCACACGAUACUCGCAUCCUGUUCCAGUGACUUGCAGAUUAAAUUGUGGGAUCCGAACAAGGACUAUGCCAACAUCCGAACACUUUCUGGGCACGAUCAUUCAGUUUCCGCGGUGCGCUUUUUGCGACAAACCGAUAAUAUCCUAGUCUCGGCCAGCCGAGAUGCAUCGAUUCGGAUAUGGGAUGUUUCGACCGGAUACUGUGUCAAGGUGAUCGACUCACACGGCUCCUGGAUCAAAGACGUGUCGCCUUCCUUUGAUGGGAAAUGGUUGGUGGCAGGUGGUCGUGAUCAAGCCGCUGUGGUCUGGGAAGUCGCAUCCGCCAAAUCCGUCGCGUCAUUAAUAGGGCAUGAGAACUACAUUGAGUGCUGUGUCUUUGCGCCUCCGGCGAGCUACAAGCAUCUCGCUGCGAUAGCGGGACUGAAGCAACCCCCACCGAUGAGUAGCUCGUCCGAAUUCAUCGCGACUGGGGCGCGCGACAAGACGAUCAAGCUCUGGGAGUCUCGGGGACGACUGAUUAAGACUUUAGUCGGGCAUGACAACUGGGUGAGAAGUCUGGUCUUCCAUCCUGGCGGGAAAUACUUGAUCAGCGUGGCGGACGACAAGACGAUACGAUGCUGGGAUCUCUCGCAGGGCGGCCGCUUGGUGAAGACGGUCAACGCACACGGGCAUUUUGUUAGUUGCAUCCGCUGGGGGCCAGUUACUGUGAACGAUGUUUCAGUGGAGUCUUCCGAAUCGACUAAAAGUUCCAAGACGGACCUUGCCAAGCCUGGGUUUCGAUGCGUGAUUGCAACAGGGAGCGCCGAUUCAAGUGUACGGAUUUUCACGUAGUCUCAGAGACUCAGAUUCUGCCUCGCAAGACCGUAAAAACCAUCCAUCCAUCCAUCCAUCCAUCCAUCCAUCCAUCCAUCCCUGAACCACCCUCCCUUCCGAGGUCUCAGGCCAGACCCUUUAUCUCCGAACAACACCAACCACCAGGGGAAUUGAUGAAAUGAUGAUCUUAUGAAUCAUGUUGUGGACUAGAAC